GGUAUCGGGACCAGGAGCGGAGCGGAUCAUCCUUAUUCCCCGGUUCCCGAGGAGCAGGCUGGGCAGGGGACCAGCAUCCCCCGGGCUCCGGGGGCGGACCGCGGCCCGGGAUUCGCGAGGAAGCUCGGGGGCUGAGUGCGGCCCGUUUUCCUCUCGCAGCCACGCUGCUCCGGGCGGUGCUGAGGAUGCGGCGGGGACAGGGGAAGCGAAAGGCCGAGGUCACCGAGGCGUCGUGCGUGUCUCGGAGGAGGACGGAGGAAGAGGAGGCGAUACAGGAGGCCCGUCGGAGGGCGGCCCCGUCCGUUCGAGAGUUCAAGUACAACAAAAAGCGCGUUCGUCUUGUCUCGCAGGGCUCGGACCUGAAGGAUGAUGCUCGGUGCAUCCUUUACUGGAUGUGCCGGGAUCAGCGAGUGCAAGAUAACUGGGCUUUCCUUUACGCCCAGCGCCUGGCCCUCAAACAGGAGCUGCCUCUGCACGUCUGCUUCUGCUUGGUGCCCAGAUUUCUGGAGGCCACCAUCCGCCACUACAGGUUCAUGCUGAGGGGCCUGCAGGAGGUAGCAGAGGAGUGUGCAGAACUGAACAUCUCCUUCCAUUUGCUGCUGGGUUAUGCCAAGGAUGUGUUGCCCGCGUUUGUAGCAGAGCAUGGCGUGGGUGGGCUGGUGACAGACUUCAGUCCCCUCCGCCUCCCCCGGCAGUGGGUAGAGGACGUCAGGGAACGGUUGCCAGAGGAUGUGCCAUUUGCACAGGUUGAUGCCCACAACAUCGUGCCCUGCUGGGUCGCCUCCCCCAAGCAGGAGUACAGUGCCAGGACCAUCCGGGGCAAGAUCCACGCUCAGCUCCCCGAGUUCCUCACUGAGUUUCCCCCUGUUGUUCGUCACCCACAUCCGCCCUCCUGCCCAGCAGAGCCCAUCGCUUGGGAGGCCUGUUAUUCCAGCUUGCAGGUAGACCACUCCGUGAAGGAGGUGGAGUGGGCAACCCCUGGCACAGCUGCAGGGAUGGCUGUGCUGAAGUCCUUCAUUGCAGAGCGGCUGAAAUCCUUCAGCACCCACAGGAAUGAUCCCAACAAGGCGGCUCUCAGCAACCUGUCCCCAUGGCUUCACUUUGGCCAGGUUUCUACCCAAAGAGCCAUCCUGGAGGUGCAGAAGCACCGGCGCAAUUACAAGGACUCAGUGGAUGCAUUUGUGGAGGAGGCUGUGGUGCGGCGGGAGCUGGCUGAAAACUUCUGCUACUACAACGAGAACUACGACAGUGUGCAGGGUGCCUAUGACUGGGCACAAACCACCCUGAAGCUCCACGCCAAAGACAAGAGGCCUUAUCUGUACAGUCUGCAGGAGCUGGAGCAGGGGACCACACAUGACCCACUCUGGAACGCUGCCCAGCUGCAAAUGGUCCAGGAGGGCAAGAUGCACGGCUUCCUGCGGAUGUACUGGGCCAAGAAGAUCCUGGAGUGGACACACUCCCCUGAGGAGGCCCUGCAGUUUGCCAUCUACCUCAACGACCGCUACGAGCUGGACGGGAGGGACCCCAAUGGAUAUGUAGGCUGCCUGUGGUCCAUCUGCGGCAUUCACGACCAGGGCUGGGCGGAGCGGCCCAUCUUUGGGAAGAUUCGCUACAUGAACUACGCCGGCUGCAAGCGCAAGUUUGACGUCGACCAGUUUGAGCGUCGCUAUGCCCCCACACACUCCCAGUGACCCUCUGUGCUGGGGCAGAUGUGCCUUUGCCAAGUUGCCAGCUUGCAGGGAGUGCCCUGGGAUGUUGAAGGGCUCCCUGUAGCAGCAGCACGCUGCAGUGUUUUGCAGGUCUUUGCCAUCAUCCGCUGCUUGAGCUGGGAUAGCUGCUGGAGCCCUUCUGCUGCCACAGGUUUGCUGGCAGCUGGGAGAGCCCAUCCUCGGCAUGCCUGUUCCUGACAGACCUUCUUUACAACCACUGUCCUCAGGAGUAGCCCAGGUCACUAUUGCUGCUGGUAACCACAGCUGACAUUUGGACUGAGCACGUUGUUUCUAGGGAAAAGCCCCCGGGAAGAGGCUCUCUGUGGAGACAGUGCUGGGCUGUCAGACACAUCUUUCUACAGUUGUGUUAAAGUUUACAGUUUCUAACCCCUGUGUUGAUGGUGUUUAUGGGGAGAUGCACAACACUGCUGUGAAGGAAGAGCUGGGUGGCAUGGAAUGGGGACAGGGCAGCCAGGGCCAGGCCUCUGGGCCCUUCUGCCAGGAGCAAAGGCAGGCUCUGGAAGGGGACAGGCAUUAGAGAGCCCCUCACUCAGUAGCUUGUACCUGUGGCUCUGAGUCCAGGGGGCAGUUGUACCAGGCCACAGACCAGAUGAAUUAGUCAAGGGGUAUCAACAAUAACUCCCUCCCAGUGACUGCAUCACCAGCUGCACAAGAUGUCCCUGCCCUCGCUCCUUGCCAGCAGCAGCACACCUGCCUGCCCCAUCACAGUGCAGUACAUGCCAUUACCCCACCUGAAACAAUGUCACAACACAACCAGACUCCCUAUUAACUGAGUUUAUUUAAGGACGGCAUUUUAAUUACUGUGCAAUAAUAAUCCCAUUGUGAGGACUCCAGUUGACAGCCAGAGCAGCCCCCAGCUCUCCAUCCCAAGGGGCUCCCUGUCUUGGCCAGUUCCAGUGUUAGUUGUAGCGGUCAGUGCUGGGCAGCAGUGUCAGUGCUGGGCACAAUCUUGCCCUGGAGACCUGUGCCAGGUUUGUGAGUCCUACUGCUUCCACACACUGUCCAUGGCGGGAGGGUGGAAACCAUAACUAAGCCAGAAUUCCUUCCCUCUUCUCAAAAAGUACUCAGUGCUUCUAGAAAGGGACCUGGGCAGCCUCUCAGCUGCUGUCCCAUGACAUUAAAGUGCUUCAAACAAAAUAGGGUGGAUGGAGGUGUGCUGCCAGUCAAAUCCAGGGAAGGGGGCCCCAGGUCUGAGCAGCAGCAGAAGGGCUCAGCUUGGGGACAGGGAAGACCAAGGCAGACCAACAUCUGGCAGCAGCAGGGCUGUCAGAGUCAGAAGAGCAGCUGCUCUGCUGGGGAAAAGCAGAAGCAAGACACAAGGCAGCACAAACCCCAGGGGAGCAAGUGGAGAAGUGAACCUUGCUUCCAGGACUUGGUCAGGAUGCUGCAGGCAGGGCAGAAAUGCUGUGGCCUGCAGCCACCCUCCCUGAUCCAGCCCUGCAGCCACCUCUCCUGGUCCCAGCCUCCUCCCCUCUUUCCAACCCUGCUGUCCCCACAGGAAGAGCCCAUGAGGGGUCACAUCCCAGCCUGGAAAUCAGGGCAUGUGCUGAAAGAGUCCUGGCCCUUGAGGCCUCCUGCCUCCUGCUCUGGUCCCUCAACACCCUCCUUGCACAUACAGAGGCCAUUCCAU
Messenger RNA from Poecile atricapillus (Black-capped chickadee), 3360 nucleotides. Its product is annotated as deoxyribodipyrimidine photo-lyase-like. The record is from RefSeq and is a predicted model, not a curated record. Gene Ontology annotation, molecular function: deoxyribodipyrimidine photo-lyase activity. Gene Ontology annotation, biological process: photoreactive repair. The transcript has 9 exons. The coding region runs from base 186 to 1691 and encodes 501 amino acids. NCBI's taxonomy places the organism in Eukaryota, Metazoa, Chordata, Aves, Passeriformes, Paridae.